Messenger RNA from Triticum aestivum (bread wheat), 1663 nucleotides. RefSeq names its product benzyl alcohol O-benzoyltransferase-like. The coding region runs from base 172 to 1542 and encodes 456 amino acids. NCBI's taxonomy places the organism in Eukaryota, Viridiplantae, Streptophyta, Magnoliopsida, Poales, Poaceae. The record is from RefSeq and is a predicted model, not a curated record. The transcript is spliced from 2 exons.
UUGACAACGAAGGAAUUCCACUGCACGCCCAGGGCCAUGGCCUGGGCAGCCCGGGGCCUGGCUACGCCCCUGGCUAUAUAUACCUACAAAUAGCAGCAGCUGAUCGAUCGCAGAUGUGUGUAUUAUCACCUUCCUUUUUAGCUCCUCAUACAUACUCACAAGUGCAUAGGCAUGGCCAGCUCGUCAGCGUUGGAGUUCACCGUGAGGAGGAAGCUUGCGGUGCUGGUGCCGCCCGCGGCCCCUACGCCGCGGGAGCUGAAGAGGCUCUCCGACAUCGACGACCAGGACGGGCUCCGCUUCCAGCUCCCCGUCAUCCACUUCUUCAGGCAGCACGACGGCCGGGACGACGACCCUGCGCCUGUACUACGGGGCACCAUAGCGGCGGUGCUCGUGCACUACUACCCGUUCGCGGGGCGGCUGAGGGAGCUCGAGGGCCGCAAGCUCGCCGUCGACUGCACUGGCGAGGGCGUGCUGUUCGUUGAGGCUGACGCCGAUGUCCGCCUCGACCAGUUUGAUGCGGCCCUGGGGCCGCCCUUCCCGUGCCUCGACGAGCUACUAUUCGACGUCCCCGGCUCCUCCGGUAUCCUCGACUGCCCGCUUCUCCUUUUCCAGGUGACACGGCUCGCUUGCGGCGGCUUUGUCAUGGCUGUGAGGAUACAGCACACGAUGGCAGAUGCGGCGGGGAUGGUGCAGCUCCUGGGUGCUAUCGCGGAGGUUGCUCAGGGUGCGCCGGCGCCAACAGUGCGGCCGGUUUGGGGACGCGAGCUGCUGCAAGCGCCGCUGCUGAACGAUGAUGUACUACUCCCACCACGCUUUGCGCACCGUGAGUACGAUGAUGUGGUGGACAUGAUUGGCGCCAUUGCGCCCUUUGAAUUCAUGGUGCACCGCUCCUUCUUCAUAGGGUGGCGGGAGAUCUCCGCCAUCCGAUCCCACCUCCCGUCGGCUCUCAAUCGCAAAGCUACCAACUUCGAGGUCAUCACGGGGUGCCUGUGGAGGUGCCGCACGGUAGCUCUGGCCCCCCAUGCCGACGAGGAAAUGAGGAUGAUAUGUACCGUCAACAUCCGUGGCAAAAAAGACACUAUCAUCCCCGUCGGCUACUAUGGCAACGCCUUCGCUUCCCCGGUCGCCAUAUCCACUGCCGGUGACUUGCUCGCCAACCAUGUGAGCUACGCCAUGGAGCUGGUGAUGAAGGCGAAGCGGGAGGUGGAUGUGGAGUACAUCCUCUCCGUGGCAACGCUCAUGGCACAACGUGGGCGGCCACACUUUGCGGUGGCGCGCACCUACCUCGUGUCGGACGUGACCAAGGUUGGAAUCCGUGACCUUGACUUCGGCUGGGGCAAGCCGGUGUAUGCUGGUCCGGCGAAUGGCGGAGUCGUCGCCUUACCAGGCGUCGGCAGCUUCUUCAUUGCUGUAAGGAACGCCAUGGGCGAGGAGGGUAUUGCAAUCCCCGUGUGCAUGCCCGGCCCCCCCAUGGACAAGUUUGUUAACGAGAUGGGCAAGCUCAUGCGCCCGGCAUUGGCUGACACAUUUUCCAAGAUGUGAUCUGCCAUCUGAGUUGAAAAUCAUCUGGUAUCACGGUUUCAAUUGACCAUCAAAGCUUGUACCUGAAAUCUCAACCGGCUAGAUGCUUCUGCAUUUAGUCACUUUUUUCUUUACCAAAGGA